This is a messenger RNA of Vigna unguiculata (cowpea), 779 nucleotides long. Its product is annotated as ribonuclease S-4-like. Gene Ontology annotation, cellular component: extracellular region. NCBI's taxonomy places the organism in Eukaryota, Viridiplantae, Streptophyta, Magnoliopsida, Fabales, Fabaceae. Gene Ontology annotation, biological process: RNA catabolic process. The record is from RefSeq and is a predicted model, not a curated record. Gene Ontology annotation, molecular function: ribonuclease T2 activity; RNA binding.
UCAUACAUUUAUAAUGAAUUAUCUCAUCGUUACUUUUAGUAUCUUUUUAUUAUUUCAUAGUUCUAUCAUGGGGUUCGACUAUUGGAAAAUUUCACAAAUUUAUCCACCAGGUUUUUGUUAUCUUAAUAAUAGAUGUAUGUCGUCGUCAGUAAAAUCAACGAAAUUUACUAUACAUGGCUUAUGGCCAUCGACCAACGCUUUUCCACAACCAUUCAAUUGCAGAUUAGACGGAUUAAAUCUUUCUGUGAUACAAAAUAUGAAACCUCGACUUCAACAAGUUUGGCCAAAUUAUUUUUCUACGAAUUAUACUCAGUUUUGGGAACAUGAGUGGAUGAAGCAUGGAACGUGCUCCAAUAUGCAGCAGUUUGAUUUCUUCAGAUUGACAUUAGAUAUCUAUGCAAGGAAUGAUCUUGAAGCAAUACUUAUAAAUGCGGGUAUAUCACAUGGUAAGCCAUAUCAUAUAAAUGAUAUCAUCUCAGCCAUACGCAACUCAGCUAUAGGUGUUGAGCCAGAACUACACUGUGGAAGAAGUGGACUUAUAUUUGAAAUAAGGAUAUGUUUGAACACAGACCCUAUCCCCCAGUACAUCAAUUGUGCUUCACAAGGAACCUGUACUUCUCCUGUAAUGUUUAUGUAAUAUUAUAUAAUAUCAUAUAAUAUAAUUAAUGAAUAAUUAAAAAAUUAAAAACUAUAUGUUAUAGUUUAUUUUCUGUUUGGACUGGGUAUGCUGAGAUCAAUAGGCUACCCUCUUUAUGUUGUGUUGUACGUGACUCAUAAAU